GACGGGCUCGAGUGCGGAUUCGGGAAAGCCCAGCCUAGCCCUACAGGCAGGACCACCAGCGGGCGUGUGGCGGCGGUGGCAGUUCCCACCCGGCUGCUGGUGUUGGGCCUCGUUCCAGGCGGCGGCCGAGCGGACCCGGAGGACCCUCGGGGAGCUCGCCGCGGCCGGCAGCGGGAGGGAGCGGCGGCAGCGGCGGCGGCGCGGCCCGGGCGGUGCGCGCCAUGGCGGGUGGGCCCCCCAAGGCCCUGCCGUCCACGGGGCCCCACUCCCUGCGCGACGUGCCGCACCCGCUGGCGGGUUCCAGCAGCGAGGAGGCGGUGGGUGGCGACAGCACGCCCAGCCCGGACCUGCUGAUGGUCCGCAGCUUCGGAGACAAGGAUCUCAUCUUGCCCAACGGUGGCACUCCAGCUGGCACUUCAAGUCCAGCGUCUUCAUCAUCGCUUCUAAACAGACUGCAGCUUGACGAUGACAUUGAUGGUGAGACCAGGGAUCUGUUUGUCACCGUUGAUGAUCCCAAGAAGCAUGUGUGUACGAUGGAGACCUACAUCACCUACAGGGUCACCACCAAAAGUACUCGAGUGGAGUUCGACUUGCCAGAAUAUUCUGUUCGUCGAAGGUACCAGGAUUUUGACUGGUUGAGGAACAAACUGGAGGAGUCCCAGCCCACGCAUCUCAUUCCCCCACUUCCGGAGAAGUUUGUGGUGAAAGGUGUUGUAGAUCGUUUUUCUGAGGAGUUUGUGGAAACCAGAAGAAAAGCAUUGGAUAAAUUCUUAAAAAGAAUUACCGAUCAUCCUGUGCUGUCUUUCAAUGAACACUUCAAUGUUUUCCUCACUGCUAAGGACCUGAAUGCCUACAAGAAGCAGGGCGUGGCAUUGCUGACCCGGGUGGGCGAGUCUGUGAAGCAUGUCGCAGGAGGCUACAAGCUGAGGAGUCGGCCUCUUGAGUUCGCAGCCAUAGGUGAAUACUUAGAUACCUUCGCACUCAAACUGGGAACCAUUGAUCGAAUAGCCCAGCGAAUCAUCAAAGAAGAAAUAGAGUACCUGGUAGAACUGAGAGAAUAUGGGCCCGUGUACUCCACAUGGAGUGCCUUAGAAGGUGAGCUGGCUGAGCCCCUGGAGGGAGUGUCAGCUUGCUUUGGGAACUGCUCUACAGCCCUGGAAAUGCUGACAGAUGACAUGACAGAAGACUUUCUACCUGUGCUCAGGGAAUAUAUUUUAUACUCCGACUCCAUGAAGAAUGUGUUAAAGAAGAGGGACCAAGUGCAAGCCGAGUACGAAGCCAAACUGGAAGCUGUGGCUCUGAGAAAGGAAGACCGCCCCAAGGUGCCAGCAGAUGUAGAGAAAUGUCAGGAUAGGAUGGAGUGCUUCAAUGCUGACCUGAAAGCAGACAUGGAGAGAUGGCAAAGCAACAAGCGGCAAGACUUCCGGCAGCUGCUGAUGGGGUUGGCUGACAAGAAUAUCCAGUACUAUGAGAAGUGCCUCAUGGCAUGGGAGUCAAUUAUUCCACUGCUACAGGAGAAACAAGAGGGCAAGUAGGCGCCUCCUUGGGACAGAGACUCUGCUGCCUACACAGGGCAUGGCACCCGAACGUUCCUGCAGUGCCAGAGAGGUGGCGUUGGGAAAACGACACAGAAACACCUCCAGUUUGUGUAUUUUCUCCCUCCCCUGCACCUGCAGUUGUUUUCCAUUAAUAUUUAUUCCUUGGGGGAGCCUGCAAGGCCACCAUCAUCUCUCAGCAGAAGCAUACGUCCGGGUUGUGAAGGAACCUCCUCGAGGAAUGCUAUGAAGACUUGAAACUGAGAGGCAUGACGGCCUACAGAUGGCAUUGUGACAUCUCAUGAGCUUCCUCUUGGGGGACAGCAAAGUUGCCUGUUGUGGGAGAGAACUCGGGUCCUGCUUUUUAAGAACACAAGGAGCAUGAAGAGAAGGGAGCUCUGGCCUGCUAUGGAGACCUAAUGGCUCUGACUUGGCCCCCGUGGGCAUUGACUUGUCUCAGCUUAGACAGAGGCGUGAGCACCUCCAGGAAAGUCCUUAAUUUACAGUGGCCUGUAGCCUGAAUGUGGCCUGCUGCCUGUUUGUGAUGAAUGACCUGUAUUUUCUUGUUUCUGGCUCACGGGGGCCGCUUGAGCCCGUGUCUGUGUGCGUCCUUGCUUGAGGGAGCAAGCCAGCGUCCUUGUCCUUCAAUGAUGCCUCAAGAAGCUGAGGGGGAAGCUCCCCGAAUGCAGUAGAUCAGAAAGCUUUCUAUAAAAUGAAAAAAGGUGCAUUUUUCUCUGUGAAGUCUUGAGUAUAUUUCUUCUAUUUGUUACUUGUCAUCGGGCCUGGACCUUUUAGGAAUAGCUGUUGUUUAGCACUCAAAGUAACUCCUCUGUUGUUGAGAGUAGUGGAAUUAAGCCAAGCCCACCCCCAAUGUCUGCUUUUGCAAUUUGUCUUUACCUCACCAGGAACACCUAGUUUAAUAUUUCCUGCCACACCUGCCAAAUAGUUGGGCAGCCUUUUGGUGAGAGGGCUGGUAUGUCGUAUUCUUGUUAUGACACAGUCGCAAUUUGUAAACUCAGUGUGAAUGUUCUACAUAAAGUGCUUUAUUUAACCCUUAACAUUUCCUGGUCAGAAAGAAGAGUACGUACAGGGGCCUCAGAGAUGAUGUGUAAUCUUGCUCUGCUUGUAGUAAAAGUCUCAAUGCACAGCCAAAUUCCUGGGGACUGCCAACUGUGUUUAGUCUUCAUUUCAAACUGUUACUAGAUUUUCUUUCCAAAUCACCACAAAAUGAAAUCAUAUAGGAUCUACCUUUCUGCUCAUUGUCCUUCUCCUGAAAAGAAACUCCAUGCAUCACAUGUGUUCACUCACCCUUUUAGAACUCUAAAUUGAAGCCUCAAAUAACCUGGAGGGUUUUAAUUUUUUUUUUUUUGCUUAGAUGAAGCAGUUUACUGCCUCAUGUUCAGGUUAACCUGAAAAUGCCAAUCGACGUGCAGUAUGUUGAGGUCACUCAUCCCAUUGUCCCAGCAGAGUCGACUGUGUCAGCCACAACUGGGACAUCAGGUGGACAAGAACAUUUCUGUUCUUUUGCUCUCGUGCUUGACACACACCGUUGAAAUGGUCAUUUUUCUGUCAGUCGGUACUUGCCUGUACUGCUAACCUUCAUCUGUGCCAUUCUAAAUCCUUCGAUGUGAAUUUUCAGUUUGGUACAAAUAGAAAUGAGUCACUGGAGCAGAAGGGUAGGAUGGUAUGGUGCCUGCCCCAUCUCCAGUGUCUCAGCAUUUCAUUCUACCUCUAAGCCAUGGUUGGUGUGGGUAUGGAUGUGCGGGUCCAGCCUUAGCACAAUGAUCACAUCAGGGAGUGAUCUGGUCGUUGACAGGCCUGGGUUGAUAGAGGUCACAGGAAACCAUGCUUGAUCCAGCAGCAGCAUCUUUGGAAUAUCUUUAGAGGUUUUGCCUUGUGGAAUGUGCACUUGCAAAACGAUGCUUGGAAAGAACUAUGGGAAGAGUUGCAAGGAGACUAGAACAGAGCUGAAGUUCCUCUGUACCAGCUAGUUAAGGAAGGUGGCAGCCUUUCAAAGCAGCAUUGGGCUGUUCACUGGAAGGGAAGGGUUGGGAGGUCUACAUCAUGGGAAACAGCACUGGCCUAGAGGGACUGCCUGGCUUUGAAGGCACAUUGAGAUUUUGUCUUGCUCUGCUUGUUUGCUUCCUGUGACAUUCCUGUGCUUCAAAACACAGGAAUAGUAGGCACAAUGAAGACCUGUCCUUUAGGCAUGUCAGUGGCAGAGCCAGGAAACUCUAUAGACAUUACAGACUUCCAUGAUCCUUCCUGGGAAAUGAU
Perognathus longimembris pacificus (Pacific pocket mouse) is the source of this 3812-nucleotide messenger RNA. It is a transcript of the gene Snx30, whose product is annotated as sorting nexin family member 30. Lineage: Eukaryota; Metazoa; Chordata; Mammalia; Rodentia; Heteromyidae. The record is from RefSeq and is a predicted model, not a curated record. The coding region runs from base 222 to 1535 and encodes 437 amino acids. Gene Ontology annotation, molecular function: protein binding; phosphatidylinositol binding. The transcript has 9 exons. Gene Ontology annotation, cellular component: cytoplasm.